This is a messenger RNA of Astyanax mexicanus (Mexican tetra), 7182 nucleotides long. It is a transcript of the gene kazald3, whose product is annotated as Kazal-type serine peptidase inhibitor domain 3. The transcript has 4 exons. NCBI's taxonomy places the organism in Eukaryota, Metazoa, Chordata, Actinopteri, Characiformes, Acestrorhamphidae. Gene Ontology annotation, cellular component: extracellular region. Gene Ontology annotation, biological process: regulation of cell growth; regulation of signal transduction. Bases 1049 to 1951 code for a protein of 300 amino acids. Gene Ontology annotation, molecular function: insulin-like growth factor binding. The record is from RefSeq and is a predicted model, not a curated record.
UUUUUCUAGUCCACAGAUGGUGUUAAGAUUUAAGGAGCCUGGGGCUGAUCUACAGAAGCAGGAGGUAGAGUAAGAGGAGGAGGAGGAGGAGGAGAAGAACGAGGAGGAGGAGGAGAAGAAGGAGGAUGGGGGUGGGAACCUGAGCAGGACAGGCAGAGCUGCUGCUGCUCACUCUGCUCUCUUUUCUCUGGGACUGAGUGGAAGUCUGGAAGAGACUGAAGUGUUUUUGGAUGGCAUUUUUUAAAUGGUUUUGAUGAACACAUUGUAUAAAGGACACAGGGAUAAUAUUGCUUACCAUUGUUUACGUUGAAGAACAUCUCUCAGGACCUGUCAGCAUUUUCUGGAGCUCAUGCCUGGUUGGAGACUAAUCUUGAAACUGGUGGAAUCAACUGUCUUGUGAGUUCUUCAAGGGUUUCCAGAUCACUUAGAUGGAUUUUUCUGGUGUAUUUGGAGAAUAUUAGGAACAUAAUAUAGGUAGGCAAUCUUCUUAGGGUUGUCUAUGUCUAGAAUAUUGAGACUUUUUUCCAGACAUUAAGAUUUCUGGUUUUCCUCUUCUUUUGGAUUUCCUAAUCCUAUAAUCACAUAAUUAGUUUGAAUUAAGUAAAUAAAUUGAGUCUGUUUUAUAUAAAAAUUAAUAGUUCCAAACAUUACUCAACUACUUUGAGUUUGAUGAACAUUUGCGGCUACAUAAACAUUCGUAAAUGCAGUCUUUGAGUUGGAUCCACCUAUAAUAGUUGAGUUUUUUUCCAUUUGCUUCUGCAUUUGCUUUUUCCAAUAUUUAAAUACUUGGUCCUGUUCCCUAGUUUCUGACACUUACCAUCAGUGUGUAGUAAUUUCCCCCAAGGCUACCUUAGGUAAACUUGCUGAUCCAAGCAUCAUUUUCUGAGCUGUUAUCUCUCUGUGCUAGCUCUAUAGCAUUUCCUUUCCUUUAGUAUAGUUUAAUAUAAAUACAAAUAUCUAUUUUAUUUAAUUUACCAAACAAUUUGAAGUAGAAUUAUUGUACAAAGCAAGUUUUCAAGUUUAUUUAACUCAAAGAAAGAAUAAAGCCAUGUGGUGCACAAUGACAUGGAUGGCGUUCAUGCUCCUAAGUGUGGGACUCUGCCAGAGUUUACCUCAGUACACCUACGACGACUUGGACGAUGACUUGGCCAUGACCUUUGACUAUUACAAGGCCACGGACGAGCUGGAUUACAGGAACGAGAGUGUGUGUGAGGAGUGUGUGCCGGAGCUCUGUCCGGUGACUCAGGGCUGCAGAGCCGGGCUGGUGAGGGAUAUCUGCGGCUGCUGCUUCGAAUGUGGAAACCUGGAGGGUCAGUCAUGUGAUCUGGAGGACAGGAACGUCCGAUACGGAGUUUGUGGAGAGAACAUGGAGUGCAAGCUGGAACCCGGGCAGGUGGUGGACGCUGAUGGAAGUGUUCCCGAAGCUCAGUGCGUUUGUGUGUCACAAGAACCUCUGUGUGGGACUGACGGCAAGACGUACAUGAACCUCUGCAAGUUUAAAGAAGCAGCGUUCUCCAGUCCUGGACUCAACGUGAGUGAGGGGCCCUGUAAAACAGUUCCAGUCAUUAAGGUCCCGCCGCGGGACCUGGUGAACGUGACUGGCAGCAGUGUGGCGUUCCUGUGUGAGGUGUUUGCUUUCCCCAUGGCUCUUGUGGAGUGGAGGAAGGAUGGGAACGAGGUCAUUUUGCCUGGUGAUGAUCCUCAUAUAUCUGUGCAGUCCAGAGGAGGCCCUCAGAAGUAUGAGCUCUCCAGUUGGCUACAGAUUGAAGAAACUACUCGGGAGGAUUCGGGUACCUACAAGUGCAUCACUAGGAAUGAUCUUGGUGACAUCUCAGCCACCGCAGUGUUGCGGAUUUUACCACCAGAUGAGAUGGCUGCCUACAUAGAAGCGAACAUCAGAGAUCUGACUGGAUAUGAUCAGAUGAGAGACUACGAUGGAGACUACUACUGAACCACUUCAAACAAAUAAACAUCACAGUCUCGCUGAAACUACAUCUCAGCGAGGAACUGUGUGCAGCGAGUCUGUAAAAACAUCUCCUGUCCCCUCUAGAGAUGCAACAUCUGGAUGUACACUGACAAAGAGAGAGAGAGAGAGAGAGAGAGAGAGAGAGAGAGAGAGAGAGAGAGAGAGAAAGAGAGAACAUCAGGGGAACGUUUCAGGUGGUGCGAAAUCCCAUUGCACAAUCCUCUGAGGAGAAAGAAAAACACACAGAGACCCCGAAGAAGCAAAGGUUGAGGAGAGGGACUGUGGGGGUGGGUCACCCUGCUGGGACUGGAGCAGCUAGCAGCUUGAAGGCUUUAUUAGGAUUUGAGGAUGAAUGUCUCUUUUGUUUGAACUCGCUCUCUUCUAUUUCCCUUGUGACCAAGUGUAUGAAAAAUAUUUGCUUAUGAGCGGCAAACUUGGAGAACAUUCCAGGCUCCAUAAAUAGUGUCAUCUGGACACUUCUGGUUCAUCUGGAGUGUCCUUUUCACUAGCCAUGUUUACAUUCAGCCUGAUCAUCCAUCCAUUAUCAGUUGAGCCAUUCAGAAUACAAUACAAGUGAGUUACUGUGUAAAUAAUCCAAAAAAUAUAAAACAAACAAUUGCCAUGCAAUUAGAUUCCCAAUUGGAUAAUUUUAGGUUUAAAUUCUUUGCAAAACUUAGGUUGUACAACACGGCUACAGAAAUGUGCAUUAUUACAGGAACACAGGCUCUUUUGGUUGAUUCUGUAUAUAUCAACUUUUUUAAGUCACAUGAAAAGAUGAAUAAGAAUUUUAACUUCCACAAAAAAAUCUGACUAAUAUCUCAACUGGACUAUAACACGUCCAGGUAUACACUUCAAUCAAAUUGAUCUAGUCCAAGGGAGGCUAUUUUACAGUUGCAAGAAAAAGGAUGUGGGAUUACUUGGAUUUCUGCAUAAAUUGGUCAUUAAAUGUGUUCUGAUCUUUAUCUAAGUCACAACAAUAGACAAACACAGUCUGCUUAAGCUAAUACCACACAAAAAUGUAUAUGUUUGCAUGGUUUCAUUGAACACAGCAUGUUAGCAUUCACAGUGCAGGGUGGAAAAAGUUUGUGAACCUUUGGAUUUAAUAAAUGGCUGCAUUUAAUUACUAAUUUGGCAGCAAUAACCUCAAUCAAACGUCCUCCUAUAAACUUCAUCCUUGUUUGAUGUUUUUCUUUAUUGUAGAUUUAUCAACAAAAAUGUAAGCAUGUGCCAGAGAUUUCUGUAAGUCUUCAGCUCACACUCUAGGAUUCUUCCUCACCUCAUUGAUCAUUCUGUGCUGUGCUCUUGCAGUCAUCUUUACAGGACGACCAUUCCUAGAGAGAGUAGCAACAGUUCUGAACUUUCUUCAUUUGUAGACCGCCUGUCUUACCAUGGACAUAUGAACAUCAAGGCUUUUAGAGCUACUUUUGUAACCCUUUUCAGCCUUCAUGCAAGUCAACAAUUCUUGAACGUAGGUCUUCUGAGAGCUCUUUUGUGCGAGGCAUGAUUCACAUCAAGCAAUGCUUAUUAAGAACAGCAAACUCAAAAACUGGUGUGUUUUUAUAGGGCAGGGCAGCUUUAAACAACACAUCCAAUCUGAUCACAUCCUGGCUCCAAUUAGCUUUUAGAAAAGUCAUUAGCCUAGGGGUUCACAUAUCCCCCCCCUCACUGUGCGUGUUAACAUGUUGUGUUCAAUAAAACCAUGCAAACAUAUUUUUUGUGAGUUUUUUUCUUGCAACUGUAUACACCUAAAUCAAAUCAAUCUAGUGAUCAACUGAGGCUAUUCUAAAUACAAUAUAAGUUGAUAAUUCUUUAAAUUUUCUGCUAUUCAUAGUCAAAUAAUAGCCAUGUAAACACUUGUAUCCAAUUACAUUCCCAAUCAGAAAGUCUAAAUACCCUCUUUGCACGCACAUUUUGCACUCUAUUAAAAAGUCUAACUUGUUCAAGACAACAGCAACAUGCAUUAUUACUGGAAUUGGGGCUCUUGCGCUCCUACGCUCUUACAGAAAAAGUCUGUGAAUUCCUUUACUAUGACUCUUCCACCAGUCUUUACUGCACUCUUUCAUCCAGAGGUUUUGCAUUACCGGUGGUGGGACUGGCAUCCAGCUCAGAAUUUUGCAGAGCAUGUCGCCAUCAUUUUUAAGCAAUUAAAAAACGUACCUAGCAACUGAAAACUCAGGUUACAUAGUGUCUUAAUGUCUCUGAAUGGACUCACACAAGGCUUGUUGUCAUGAUACUUCUGCUUUAAAGGAGAACUCCGGUGUAAAAUGGACUUUUGGUUUAGUAAAACAUGAUAAAAAGUACUAACCUUUGUUGAAUAGCCCACCUCCGCUCUCCCACAGCUUUUCAGAGAUCCAGUAAUUUUGUGCUAAAGAACAUAAUACAAAGUAUUUCAGCAUGAAAGCAGGUAUUUUGUAAUUUGUGACAGCGUCCUGUAUCAUUAUUACAUCUCUACUAUUUGUAAUAAACCGAACCGUGUAAAAAUCAAGUAAAAUUGGUAUAGUUGUGAUUAUUAUAGGUGUAUUAAACACCUUCCUCAGUAUAAAUAAAUGCACUGGGUGUCAGGAGGCAAGCUAUGAGAAGUCUAUGUAUAUAUGUCUGUCAUUAUCAGUACAGUGAUGGCGGUGCUCAGAGCUGAAAGCUGGUGGCACGGGAUGUAAACAUUAUUUUUUACUAAGGUUCUUGUGCACUUUUGAAGUUAUUAAUUAAAUGUAAUUAAUUUUAAUGUUGGGGCUCUCCGGAUUCUACCAAGGAGGUGUGGAGCUACUCUUACCCUGGAUAAUGCUGUAAAAAGCGGUUUAUCAGGGGCAAAAUAUGCCCCAAAGCGGUGCUGGGCAAAAAGCACAAAAUUACCUUAUCUCAGAAAGCUGUGUGAGAGCUGAGGUGUGCUAUUCAACAAUGGUAAGUACUUUUUAUUAUGUUUUUACUACACCAAAAGUCAAUUUUACACCGGAGUUCUCCUAUAAAUCAAUGCAGAGGCUAUGGUGUAGCCUGAACAAAUGGCCUCCACUGCUGUGAGCAUUUAUAUUUGUGCAUUGUUGUGUCUGCAUUGCUCAAAAACACCUCUUAAACAAAGACAAAGUGAAAAUGAAAAUGUGAAGACGAGAAGACAAUGCCCAGCAGAUAAACCACAGCUGCUGCAUCUGCAUCGCCACAUUGCGCUGUUAUAUUUAUGGGGAGUUGUGCAUCAGGCUACGGUGUAGGUUAGACACAGAAGCAUAGAAUGACCUUAAGACUGCAUUUUCACAGAAGAUUAAAAUCUAAUCUGCUCAUCAAAGCUACUUUUUUUUAUUGUAACCCAUAUCUGGCAUCUGUGUGAACAUUUCAAACUCUUGUAAAUAAGGCAAGUUAUUUGAACACAAACACUUUUUUGGUUUCUUUUAAAAGCUUUUAUGCAUUUUAUUUUUAAACUUUGAUCCUGUAGCUACAUCCUCCUGUGGCCAUGUUUAGACAUUAAAAAAAAAGACAUCUUUAAACAUGUCAAACUGCUGUUGUCCAUUUUCCCUUCUCCUCAUGUACACAGUUACAUGAAUUUGGAUCUGGCUGUUCAGACUGAUUCAUAUUGCUGUUAAUCGGAUAUGUAUUACAUUUUGAAUCCACAAAUAAAGACACAAAAGUGGCCCAUAUUUAGAAUUGGAUUUUUUUGCAGUUCACACUAUGGCAAAAAUAUCAUUUUUUUUAAAUCAAAUUUUUAUCUUUUUUUUCUCCCCAAAUUAUUUGGCCAAUUACCCAACCCACUCAUUAGGACUCUCCCUAUCACUAGUGAUGCCCUAGCACACCAGGAGGGUAAAGACUAGCACAUGCCUCCUCUAACACAUGUGAAGUCGGCCACCGCCUAUUUUCCAACUGCUGCUGAUGCAACAUUGCCGAGUAGCAUUAAAGCACACUUGCAGGAAAACGCAGCGACUCGGUUCUGAUACAUCAGCUCACAGAUCCCUUGUGUUGAUCGACAUCACCUAUUUGGAGUGAUGUGGGGAGAUAGCGCCAUCUACCCACUCAGAGAGAGCAAGACUAAUUGUGCUCUCUCAGGGCUCUGGUAGCUGAUGGCAAGCUACAUGAACAGGAUUCGAACCGGCGAUUUCCUGAUCAUAGUGGCAGCGCUUAGCCCACUGGAAUUUCUUUGGUUUCUUUAGCUUUUAAGCCUUUUUAUUUUUAAGCUUUUUUAGACGUUACUUUUUCAGUGCUUCUGAAACUCUUACUCACUGCUGUUGUCCAUUUUCCAUGUUCACAGUUACAUGAAUUCGGAUUCGGAUUGUUUAGACUGAUUCACAUUGAUGUUAGUCAGAUAUGUAUUAAAUUUUAAACCCACAAAUAAACAUACAAAAGUGGUCAAUAUUUGGAAUUGGCCACUUUUUUUUUGCUGUUCACACUACUGCAAAAAUAUCUGAUUUGGGCCACUUGUUUUUUGAACUGCUGUGUAAAUGCUAUUUAAACAGCAUACAAUAAGAUGGUAAGAUGGUUAGAGUAAAAUCCACAUACAGUAUAAACACUUUUAAUCUUUAAUCAGAAUUAAUUGUAAUGGAUUUUAAAAAAUCUAUGUAUGUAAAUUAGAAUAAGUAGCUCUUUCUGAAGGCCCGGACUAGUUUUCAUAGAGAGUCCAGCAUUUGCGCGAGCCAACUCGUAACAUAUCCUCUUCCAUUUCUUGAGUGGAACAUCCAUCAGCAUCUGGGUUUAUGUAUUUUUCCAUAUGUGGCAUCCCUCGCUGGGAUGUAGGAACAGUGAGGUCCACACAUGUUUUUCUUUAAGUCCUUCUGUCUGAAGACCUGAGCACAGACAUCCUGCUCCCCCUUUCAAGGUGCAGACCCUUGUCUCCUUUAAUAAAAACAUAAUCCUGUGGACUAGACACUACUGUACGUAGCAGCCUUUCCGCCCCUAUAAUUUGUGCUCUCUUUAAUUGACUGCUUUGGUAACCACCCCUGAGGACUGUGGAUGCCUAGUACAGCAGAUGAAUGCUAUGAACGGUGCUAUAUUAUAAACUAUGGGUUAUGUAUGGGUUUUUUUUUUUUGGGAUACUACAUUAUUAUUAUAUGCUUGUUUCUAUGUAUAGAGUCUAUUUUGAUUGUAGAAGACCACAGUCGUGAAAUCUCUGGUGCUCCUGAUGCUCAGCAUCAUUUAAACUCGCUGCAGUUUGAGCAGUAAACAUUAGAGAUGUGACCAGGUGCUAUUUUCCAGUACCGUGUUUUUGAAGAUGCUGAACUAAAUAAAUGAGCUGUAAUAAA